This is a messenger RNA of Elgaria multicarinata webbii, 4353 nucleotides long. It is a transcript of the gene EFCAB5, whose product is annotated as EF-hand calcium binding domain 5. The record is from RefSeq and is a predicted model, not a curated record. The coding region runs from base 50 to 4318 and encodes 1422 amino acids. Lineage: Eukaryota; Metazoa; Chordata; Lepidosauria; Squamata; Anguidae. The transcript is spliced from 21 exons. Gene Ontology annotation, molecular function: protein binding; calcium ion binding.
GGAGACUCACCGAGGCGCAGGGGCUGGAGGUGGCGCUCGGGAAUGAAACAUGGCUGCAGAGCCAGAGAAGAGCGACGCUGGUCCUGAGAGAGGCUUCCUGGCGGAUCCACCUUCGGAAACCGGAAAGAGGAACCCAGGGAUUUCGGUCCGGCCCUUGUCUCCGGGGAUGGACGCUCGCUGGAAGGCCGUUUUCCACGAGAAGAUGCAGCCGAGGGCGUUGAAGCUCCAGGAGCUGAGGGUAGAAAAGCUCCACCGGGUCAAGCUGCAGGAAAAGAAGGUGGAAAAGAAGGAGCCUGCGGACGGCCUGUCCCGGGAAUGGUUCAACGAUGAGUCGACGACCCUGGAGACCCGGGCUUACCUGCUCGAUAAGCUGCUCCCGACGCUAGUGCCUGGCAUGGAGAAACUGCUGCGGGCUGCGGAGAGGAAGAAGGCCCUGGAGACGGCCGAGCUGGAGCCCCGUGUUCUGGACCCCAUCAAUUUCCUGGGGGAGUACCUGAUGAGGCACAACCCUUCCUAUGAGAUCUCAGCCAUCCCCAACCCCUACGUGCGAGGGAUGAAAGCCGUCACGGAAGAGCUGAAGACCCAGGUGCCCGAGACGACCAUGCACAAGCUAGCCCAGAUGAAGAUGCUGGUCAAGGAGAAACGGGAGAAGAGGGAGCAGGUGGAGAAGAUCAAGGGGGACGUCAAAGACGUGCGCAAGGAGACGCUGGCCAUGCAGUUCAGAGAAUGGACGCAGGACGUCUCCGGGCACAUACCGCUUGAGUUGAUCCAGAGCGCCCUGAAGUCAUUCCUGGAGGUCGCCACUCCAGCACCAGCUGACGCAGGGAUCUAUGCCCGUCCUCUGGAAGCCGUCGGAACGUUGUCGGUGAAGGUGAACCAAGAGGAGUUCUCAGAGUAUCUCCUGUCUUACAUCAAAAAUUUCACCAGCGACAUGUUCGAACAGCUCCUGCAGCACCUCCUGCAAUGCGCCAACAACACACGAGAAGCGAUAAGACACGACAUCUGGAGGAGGAUGUUUCUCCAACUGUUCUUCGACUGCGACCACGGAAAGGUGGGGCUUUUGGAUAGACUGAGGAUAUUAUCUUUACUGGAGACCUUCUACGACAACAGCGCAGAGUUCUCUAAGAAGGGAUACCAGGACCCUAGGAAAUGGCCGAUUGUUGAGUUGGAUGACAUCGAUCUCACUGAGUUUUGGGGAAACAUGGAAGACGACGAGCAGAUUGUGUCAGAAGAGCCUAGCCUCCAGCUACGAUUAUCUGAGCAGGCCAUGGUCCUCAAUUUGAUGUUGAAAGACAUACUCUCGGAGGUGGAACUGCCCAUACCUAAGACGACGAGCGUCCCAUUGGCAACCGCCAUUCAAGAGGAAGCUAGGCUGGAGCAAAAAACCAGCACUGCAGGGGAGGGGAGCAAAGUCAUUCUGGUGACAGCCUCGCAAGAUGCGGCAGAAAUGCCAGCCACAGAGCUGGGACCCAGCAGACCAGGGGUUCAGGAAGAACAAGCCCCUGCUGCCGAAGCUGUAGGGGGACCAGCUGCCAACGAAGCUGUUGUGCCUGCUGCUGCUGAAGGAGCUGUUCCUGAAGCCUUCCAGGUCCACCCCCCUGAGGUGUUGGUCGGAGGAGUUGAAGGGGAUGCAAGACAAGGAAGAUCUGAUCCAGCUGCCCUCGCUGAGAUGGCGUUGAGCCUGCAGGAGACCCUGGACCAAGAACUGGGUCCCGACCAAGAGGGUGACUUAGAGGACCUUGAUGUCGCUGCCCAAGAAACUGGUGAAGAUGAGGCAGUCAUGCAGGAGGAACCAGGAGACACAGUGGAACCAGGCAGCGAGGCAGUCACGCAGGAGGAGCCAGGAGACACAGUGGAACCAGGCAGCGAGGCAGUCACGCAGGAGGAGCCAGGAGACACAGUGGAACCAGGCAGCGAGGCAGUCACCCAGGAGGAGCCAGGCAGCGGGGUGCAGCCACGGGCCAGUACCGAGGGACAGCCUGCUGCAGGCACAAGCAGACCACCAGCAGGCAAAAGUAAAGAUCUGCUCUCUUUGCCGGCCCCCAAAGCCAGCAAGACAAUCAAGAGGACGCCUCAGCUGAUCUACGGCGAGAGAUGGUCAGGUGACUUUCAGACGGCCGACCUGUCCUUCAAGUACACCGACUACGGCAAGGAGAUCCGAGAGGACUGGAACAACGAAAACACCAGGUUCCCAGACCUGCGCAUGAACAUGAUAGAAAUCCAGGCCCGCGGGCCGCCUUCUUCCACAAGUGCCUUCGACAAGCAUUCCCUCAACCUGCCGCAGUUUGUGCAGCUCAUGGAGAUGUUUGUUGGCGAAGAAACAACUCUGCCAAACAUGAAAAGGCUCGUGGAGUUUGUCAAGGAAGGCUACGUGCAAACUGAGAAAGAGAAGAUCGAGCAGCUGAAGACAGUUCACCACGACUCGUUCUUGGUCCGUAAACAACUUCUCCUGGCGGCCCUGUUUGAGAAGUGGGAUAACGAGUGCUCGGGGUUCCUAGACCUGGAGGAGGUGGAUGCUGUUCUGUCCACCUUUAAGGAAGGGAUGGAGCAAGAGUCCUUGAAUAAAGCCAAGCUGCAGCUCCCCAUUCCCCAGUGGCAUCCCAGCGGGGUGGUGAAGCUAUCCCCAAAAGACUUCCAUGCCUACAUCGAGCUGGUCGUCUCCGAGCUCACUGGCGAUGAGGACGAGGUCCUAGAUAAUGUUGUGGAGUUCCUCAUGACGGCGGUGGAGCAGACUCACACGGAGCGGCUGCGCGGGAAUGUGCGGCGGAAAUGGCUGACUGGGAUCCAGCACAUGGCCAUGAUCCAUGGGGGAGCCUUGGAACCGGUGUACCAGGCCGUCUUCAAGGCCCUUUGCCGGGAUGCAGAUGCCCAUGGAGACAGCAAGAAGAUCAGUGCGAACAUCGCCCUGUUGGAAUAUAACCUCCUUGACCCAGAGCGCGGAGAUAUUCUCCUCCGCUAUGUGGCCUGCACAGAAGAUGAUGCUCCAUAUGUCUUAAACCAGACACUUUUCAUGGACAUGGAAGGAAUCAGCUUUGCAGCGGCAUUAGACGGCAAGCCAAUUCACGUUCCCAGAGUUCAGCUGCACGGAAAUAUCCACUUCUGGAACUACAGUCGUCCCAAACAAGAGCGGAAGGGCUCUUUCUUGGUUCUGCCCCUUGAAGAUGUCCGGAGAAGAGUCUUCGGUGUCCUUGGGCUGGACACGCUCCGGGAUGAGAACGAGAAGACCAUCUUUGUACCCCACGAAAUCCGUUUCUAUCAGGGGAUAGCGAACUCCUUCAGCAUAGCCUACCACCACAUCCGCACCCAGGAGAGCAUCAUACAGGUGAUUGUCACUGCAGUGGGGUGGCUCUCCACACGGACAGCAAAUCUUCAGACCUUCACUGCGUACUUCAUGGAGCCGGGCGAGAACAGGAUGUUUGACUAUACCUUGCGUAAAGUAAUGACGUCAGAUUUGAAAGGGCAGGCAGAGACCCACCGGCCUCCAGCUCCUGUGCUCAGCAGGAAAGACAACAUCUUCAGAGAUUACCUGUUCAAGUGCAUAGACUGUGCCGUGGUGGUUACCACGUAUGUGCACGAAGAACAUCAUGUUGCCAUUCCACUGAGGACUCCAAUGGGCCAGGCCAUCGCUGUCUUUGACCUCAACCUUGGACACUGCCAAAAGCUGCCAUCUUAUGAGCAAAAGGACUUGCAGAAAAUGCUGAAAAUGGCGCAGGCGGCCAGUUAUGAGAUACUAAAAGAGGAUUCUGGAGAUCUAGACCCAUGCUACGUUCUGGAGGCGGAGUACGUUGGGGACUGGAGGCGUGGGGGAGUCCUCUUCUACCGAUUCAUGCUGCAGGACUUGCAGAGCUGCAUCUGGAAUCUUGACCCUUGGUUGUCCUUUGGCGAAAUUACGUGUUUUGAGCGACCUCCGGUCCUACUGCAUACAAUACUGAAAUGUGUUUUGCUGAUUUUGUACCCGCAGAUGGCUCGGACGGGGGAGCUUGAGGACUGGAACUAUUGCAUACAGAAACUAGAUGGAGAACUUAUUGAAAACAUUUGCUACUUUGAUCCAACGGCUGCCUAUGUGGAGGUUCAACCAGACGUUUUGAACUACUACUUCCAAAGUAUAAACAGAAGAUCUGUGUGGAAGUUCGGCUCCACUCCAGUUGAGUACCUCUACAACUGGACACACACCUGUCUGUCUUUAAUAGAGCUGGCAGAAAAACUCAAGCAUCGCCAAAAUAUUGUCACUCCGUCUUCAGCACUACUCACUCCCACAUUAUCUCGGUCGCUGAAGUCGUCACAUCUUUUAGCAGCCCGGGGCACAUCUUUUGCUUGAAUUUAUUGUCAGUGUUUAAAGCAAAUAUUAGGAUG